AUGAAUGUCAAUCCCACGAAAGUAGAUGAAGAUUUCAAUGAAAGAAUCUCAAUCGAUGGUCGAAUCUUUUUUGCGGGCACAGAUAAAGCUCGCGUAAUAUCAGAAAUCCUCGAACAACGCGGCUGGUCCAGAACAAAAGAUCGCAAUGUAACCAACUUUACUAUCAAAUGGUGUUUGGCAAAUCAAGUCGAUUGGACGAAAUUUCAGGAGGGAAAACAAUUGAUCAAUAACAUACCUGGACAAUUAGCUUUUUCAGAUAAGAUCAAUCUUUGGUAUACAGUGCGGGAUUACUUACAAAAGCGAUAUACACAAAAUGGCAAACAUAUGCAAACUUUUCUUGCAAUGACAUUUGUUUUAGAUGACGAAAAUGAAGUGGCUGAAUUCCUACGUGUCUAUAAAAAACAAAACCGAACAUGGAUAUAUAAACCUCGCUAUAACUAUGCUGGCCGAGGAAUUACCGUUCUACCUGUCCAUAGCGAUCUAAGUACAAUAUUCAAGUUGAAAGUCGGGGGGAAUACACGCUGUCCGUAUGAAUCUAGAUUACCUGGAUAUCUAAUGCAACAAUACAUUUCUCGACCGUUACUGAUAAAAGGUCGAAAAUUUGAUAUACGUGUACAUUGGUUGGUCGCAUGGACAAAACCGUUAUUAGUUUUCUACAAUCAUAAUGCGUCUGUUGUUCGUCUAUCGUUGAAUCUUUAUCGAGAAUUUGACUGUGAUCGUACUACACACUUAACGAAUCUGUCAGUACAAGAAAGUCAUUCUCGGUAUGCGUUUUUACAAGAGUCAACGGGAAUGACGAUAAAUCAACUAAAUUAA
Messenger RNA from Adineta ricciae, 816 nucleotides. The record is from the annotation of a GenBank genome assembly. NCBI's taxonomy places the organism in Eukaryota, Metazoa, Rotifera, Eurotatoria, Adinetida, Adinetidae.